AGCACCUGAAGUAGGAACGCCGGCCGCGUUGAGCAAACUCGAGAUUCAUUUUAAGUUUGCUAAUUGUAAGAGCGUUCUGGAUGUAACUGAAAUACAUCUUCCAAUCGACAACUGACAAGGAUAGUUCAUCGACUACAGCACACUUUUAAUUUCCAUUCGACUGGACGAGGUCAGUAUUCAGUGUAACAGACCGAAUAAAGACAACGGAUCAACAAGAUGUCGGCAAAUGGUAAACCAGAGGGCGCUUACCCAUCGAUGAUGGGGCUCUCAUAUAAGGUGCUCAAAUUAUGGACAUCUGAUAACCUUUUCCAACAUUACCUUGGUUUUUCCAAGGGCGGAAUCACUUUCACUCUAGCGCAUGCAAGAGUGCUGUUUAUACAAAUGCAAUCUGCUGAUUAGACGAACUAUCCUGCAUACACCUGCAAAACAUUAAUACCAAUAUAAAUACUAACCCACCUCUUCUAAUCCUCGGCGCGGAAAAGGGGAAGAGUCCGCUAUUGUCUGGCGCUGAUUGGGCACCUGGAUGCGAUAGUGGUGUAUACGAUCGUGUGGCGCAGAUUAUCGGCGAUUUGGAGAAGGGUAAUAUUACCUGAUAAUGCUUACAACAAUACCACCUCAUAGUGAUUGCAACAAUAGGUUUUUGAUGAAGACAACGUUAAACUUAAAGUCUUACGAUGUCUAAAGACAACGACGAUACUAGGUAGGGAUUACAGCUAUCAGAUACAAUGCGAGAAGGAUCAAUGACCAUUCCAUCAACCUCAACGAACCAGGUGGCGAAGAAAAGGCACUCGACUAUGCACAAAAGCUUGACAAUUGGCCGGCCGAGAAGAAGACGCUUCUGCUCACGGCCAGCGAAAUCGAGAAGCAAGUUGCCGUUUUGAGUGAAUCAGCCAGAAACGAUAUCGCGGUGCAGAUGGACAGAGUACUAUUUUCAGCGGUGAAAUAAGAGAGAGCUACUGGAUUCCGAAAAAAAGAUAAAAUCAGUACCAUUCGGUCUACUCUCUGACUCUCUUCCAGCAGAAAAAGAAGACAAUCUAUGUAUCAUAUUGAUUCGAAUCUCAUUUACUUACUUGCUUUUCAACAAGAAGAAUCAACAAACCUUAUAGCAAUAAACCCUUGUGAACACCCACCAGAUCAGGAAAUUUGCGGUUGCGCAGAUGUCCCAUAUGAACUCCUUCGAGAUGGAACUCUCACCUGGUGUCUACACAGGACAAAAGUUAAGGCUUGGUAAGUAUUCGUAUUAGGUAAGUAGGACUCUUUUAUUUAAGAAGAUGCUUGUGGAUACGAUUUUCAAGGGGACAAUGGGUGUUAGAAGUAGAAGAAGUUAGUAGUUCCUACAACUACAUAGUUGAACCACCACCCACAGUACGACUAUCAACUACUUCUACUUCUAACACCCAUUGUCCCCUUGAAAAUCGUAUCCACGAGCAACUUCUUAAAGGACUGCUACCUAAUGAAUACGAAUCAAUACCAAGUUCCACAACUUAAAGUAAGUAGUCCUACCAAGAAUGAAUUGCAAGUUCUAACACCUAUCGUCCCCUUGAAUGCCGCCGGAUGCUAUGUGCCGGGCGGACGAUAUUCGCAUAUCAGUUCCGCAGCAAUGACCGUGGCAACCGCAAAAGCCGCUGGGGUGAAACAUGUGGUCGCAGCAAGUCCACCCAUGAGGGGAACGACUACCAUCCACCCAGCUACCCUGUACGCGAUGCAUUUGGCUGGCGCGGAUUCGGUUCUCGUUUGCGGUGGCGCACACGCGAUUGGAUCUCUAGCUUUUGUUAUGGUGUAGUUCUGCGACUAUAUAUACGGUGCAUAAUAAACACGAUGCUGGUAGAUGUGUUUUACACCUCUAGUUUUUAGACCUCCUCUGGUGUCUGUAGAGUAGAGUUGGAUCUCUUGCUUUUGUUAUGGUGCUGUAGGUCUGCUACAUAAACAUAGUCUGGAAUGUAAGUAGAUGUGGAAAGUCACGACCAAAGGGUCUAAUUUCUGAUGUACAGUUUUCAACUUCACCAUAAGUAGUAAUUAUCUUGCAGCCGCAAUGAAUACGAAUAGACAUGAUAGCGUUCUACUUUAGCAUCCUGUUUGUUGACGACAUGGGAUUGAUUAUUCUCUGGCUAAAAAGAAGAGACAAAGGGAGGAGUUGUAGGUGUGCUCACUGUUCUAUGUUGUACUUCAUGUUGCAGUAGAGAAGUUGUAUGUGUACUCACUGUCCUUCUAUGUUGUACUUCAUGUUGUAGUAGAGAAGUUGUAUGUGUACUCACUGUUCUAUGUUGUACUUCAUGUUCUUGCAGUAGAGAAGUUGUAGGUGUUCUCACUCUUCUAUGUUGUACUUCAUGUUGAUGUAGUAAAACAGAGUAUAAGUAGCGUAGAUCUCGUCUGAUAGGGAACCACAGAAUAGAAUAGUUAACAUAUUUUUACUAGAUCUCUUCUAAUCUGCGUCUCUUUACUGGUGCACCAGCUGAUAUCAUUGUGGGACCGGGAAACUCGUUUGUCGCAGAAGCAAAGCGCUUCCUCUAUGGUCGUGUCGGAAUCGAUAUGUUCGCAGGACCUACAGAGAUUCUUUGCUUGGCUGGUAUAAUUAUGUUUCUUAGUAGUUCAGUUUUUUAAAGUUUAAUUAUUGGGAAGGAAAUCUUCGAAGAUGUUAAACUGCUGGUGCUCCUUCAUGUGAGCAAGUAGUUGGAACCGAACUGACUACAAGAAAACCGCUUCAAAUAAAGCACAUGUACGUAGUCCUGUACUUCUUCUUCUUAAACUAGCUACUCCAACAUCAAAAUUUUAAAAUUAUUUACUGCACCAGAUUCCACCGGUGACGCUCGUAUUUUGGCAACGGAUUUGGUCUCGCAGGCUGAACAUGGUCCAACGAGCCCAGCAUGGUUUUUCACAACCUGUCCAGAAUUGGCAGAACAAGUCGAAAAAUUGGUCCCAGAGUUGAUCGAGGCACUUCCUGAGGGCAAUCCAGCGCGUGAAAGCUGGCCGGAUUACGGGGAGAUCAUCCUUCUUCCAAGUAGGGACGAUAUGCGACAACUGUCCGAUCUGUACGCCGCAGAGCACCUUGAGGUCCACUGCAAGGACGAUUUGGAUUGGUGGUUGUCAUUAAGGAGCCACUUUUCUUGAAAUAUUAACUUUAUCUUCAUGUUCAACAUCAAGAACAAUCUCAGCUGCAUGGGAAGGGCAAUUGGUACAACUAGCACAACAAGGCAUGUUCAAAAAUCUCAGGAGCUGUAUGGGACGGGGCAGGGUGGUACAAGCAGAACAAGGCUUGUGUCUCUGCAAUGAGUGAGCCGGUUGUAUCAUUAUCUUCAUGUUGGUUUUUUGUUUUCUAGUUAGGUGUGCUCCACCGAUUUUAUCAUUAUCUUCAUGUUCAACAUGAAGAACAAUCUCAGCUGCAUGGGAAUUGGUAGGAGCACAACAAAGCAUGUUCAAAAGUCUCAGCUGUAUGGGACUGGGCAGGGUAGUACAAGAACAAGGCUUGUGUCUCUUCAAUGAGUGAGCCGGUAAGCGAUACAUGAUAGAUAUACGGGGCCUCUAUCUAUUGGAGCAACUAGAUAUCUAGGGGGGCCUCUACGAACUCGAUACAUGAUAGAUAAGAGGUAAGCGUUGAUUUGCCUCUUCUAGAACUAGAAGUACUUCUUGUUCUCCUUCUAAUCUGAAAGCUAACCAACUAUGGUUCUCUCUUCUUGGGUGAAGAGACUUGCGUUUCUUACGGAGACAAAAUCUCUGGGCCCAACCACGCUUUGCCGACGUUGAGGGCGAGUCGUUAUACUGGUGGCUUGAGUGUCGAUAAGUACGUGAAGAAGUUGACGUACCAAAGGAUGACGAGGGACGCGAACCGGGAGUUGGGCCCGCUCUGUGCGAGAAUAAGCAGAAUGGUUAAGACUGUUGUUUCUACUACACAUUUUCUAUUAAUGAGAUAGAUCGUUCGUCGGAGAAAUAUUUUUUACAAUCAUUGCCGAGUGGAUGCAAAUCUUUCAUCAUAGAUUGAUCUAGUUGAGUUUACUACUUCAAUGUGACAUCAAGAAAUUGAUUCAUGAUGGGUGAAUAAGUGGUUACUGGUAAACACCAAUCCACCACCACCACCUCCUCCGACUUCUUCUCUAACCCAAAGGGCAUGGAGGCUCAUGCGCGAGCUGCGGACGAACGUUUGGCACAGUGGUUUCCCGAAGAGCAGUUUGAGUUGAAACCGAAGAUGCUGACGGAGGAGGCUGAAAAGGAGGCUGCAGCAGCUCAGUGAUAUAUGAUCGUCAAAUCAUGAAGGAUUGGAGAAGUAGAUGGAUAAGGAUUUAAGAAUAAAUAUUUGUAGAUAAAUUGAUUCCUUAAAUUAUAUCUGAAUCUCUUCUUUUCGAGUAAGUACUUACUAGCUUGGAGCGUCCGAUAACAUCCCUCCCACUAGGAUCCCCCUCCUCCCCAAAGUAAGAAACUAAGCAUGGCAAAGAUGUAAGCGAUACGCGUUCUCAAAUUUCGAAAAUUUUCCACGUUUUGCCAUCGUUUGGGGAUUGGGUCUCGUGCGUUUGAAGUCAAGGGCUAAGAUCCCAAAGCGUUUUGACUUUCAGCCCUUUCGCUGAAAUUUAAUGCCUUGGCUUCGCGUUUUUCAAAUUUCGAAAAUUCUCCCCGUUUUGUUGUCGUUUUGGGAUUGAAUUUUGUGCGUUUGAAGCGCUAAAGCGCCUAAGUUUUUGACUUUCAGCCCUUUCUCUGAGAUUCAGUCUCUUGGAUUCGCGUUUUUCAAACUUCGAAAAUUUUCCACGUUUUGGCGUCGUUUUGGGAUUGAAUUCCGUGCGUUUGAAGUGCUAAGAUCCCAAAACUUUUGACUUGAAGCCCUUUCCCUGGGAUUCAAUCUCUUGGCUUCGCGUUUUUCCAAUUUCGAUAAUUUUCCACGUUUUUCGUCGUUUCGGGAGUGAAUCCCGUGAGUUUGAAGCGCUAAGACCCCAAAACUUUUGACUUUAAGCCCUUUCCCCCGAAAUUCAAUGCCAGCCUUGGCUUCGCGUUUUUCAAAUUUCAAAAAUUUUCCACAUUUUGUCGCCGUUUUGAGAUCGAGCCUCGUGAGUUUGAAGCGUUAAGAUCCCAAAAUUUUUGAUUUUAAGCCCUUUCCCUGAGAUUCAAUCUCUUGGCGUCGCGUUUUUCAAAUUUCGAAAGUUUUCCACCUUUUUCGUGAUUUUGAGAGAGAGUCCUUUGACUUUGAAGGGCUAAGAUCCUAAAAUUUUUGAUUUUAAGCCCUUUCGCUGGAAUCUAAUUCCUUGGAUUCGCGUUUUUCAAAUUUCGAAAAUUUUCCACGUUUUGUCGUCGUUUUGGGGUUGAGUCUCGUGAGUUUGAAGCGUUAAGAUCCUAAAAUUUUUGAUUUUAAGCCCUUUCCCCCGAAAUUCAAUUCCAUGGCGUCAUGGUUUUCGUGGUUUCUUGGUUUCUUGGUUUCAUGGUUUGGCUUCCUGGUUUCUUGGUUUCGUGGUUUCAUGGGUUCGUGGGUUCAUGGGUUCGGGGUUUGUUUGUUUUUGUGUCGGAGGUUUUGGGUUUGGGUGUUGGAGGUUUUGGGUUUGGGUGUUGGAGGUUGAGGUUUCCGAAGGGAUGUGUUUGCAAAGUUUUAUUGCUCUUAAUAUUAGUUGAGUCUUAUCUCCUGACGAGUCUAUCAUUUGAUUGAAAUUUAAACGUCUACCAUUUUCCAUUUUUUAACCUUUUUUUUCAGCUCCAUCUGUGUCUGCCUUCCUAGUUUAAUAUCACUAGGACGCUAGCGCUACGUUUACGUAGGUAUGAAAAAGUACUUGAAAAUUAGUUGCACCUCAUCUAGUUCUGCUCCUGCUUGAUGAGAGGAUUUUUUUGUGUGCUAAGCAACUAAUUUUGAUGUCCACAGUCAUUAGUCAGCGAACAAUACUCAACUACUCAGUCGGACCAAGUGUUGUUGUAGAUAUAAGUAGAUGUAGUCUCUCUUCUGUCCAUGUGUCGUUGCAGUACUUCUAGGUAGAUGUACUAGUUGUAGCUCAUACUUUCUUCAACCCCAUCUAGCCUCCAAUAUGUUAGCAAGAGAUUUGAACGAUGUUGAAAGUUGCAUACAUUAGAGCGCCCUUUUUUCUGUGCAGAAAGAUAAGUUUCCAGCUUCUAGUCUUGUUACAACUAGUUACUGAUGAAAAUAGACUGGUAAAAAGAGUAGUAUAGCUUUAUUUAGUACUACUAGUGGCACGACGACGACAUAGUACUAGAAGUUGGUGCUUAUGAUAGUAUCAGCGCCGUUGCUUCAAAAAGUCGAGGACCCUAUCGAUUCCAUAGAUGAAAGUGUCGACUCGUAUCACGUGAUAGGUGUAAAAAACUUUUUAGUCUUGAUCAUCUUUGUCGAAAUGGUCUUAUGAGGGAAUCACGUCUUAGUGUAUAAAAGAUAUUCAAGUUUUUAAGGCUUCCACUAACCCGUCUCUAUCGGUAAUAUUCCUCAACCGUAUGUAUCUAUGCACCUAAAAAAUACAAGGGGAUUGUCGAGGCAUACUGUUAGUUGAGGGAUUUCCACAGGGAUGAAGUCGGGAGAGGCCUGGUUAAGAUAAUGAUAUUGCUUAUAUGCUCUAGAACCUCUCUGAACCCAAUCUUCUAUGCAAAUAGUUGAUAGGACCCAUUUUUUCCUCUAACUACCAAUCGCCGUUGUUCGUCCCAUGUUAGAGAAAAUGAAUAAAUGAUGAAUGUUGAUCGCAGUACUAAGUAUUCCUCAUCCUCAUCCCUCUCUGUAAAAUCCUUGGCGUGUUGGCCAUAGUAAUACUCCUCAAACCCGUGGUGCUUAUUUGCAUCAAAGGAAUGAAGAUUCACCGUUACUAUCUUGUCUUGCCAGUAGUCGAGAAUGGCUACUUAAGACGCACGAUAGAUGAUGAGCUAGGAGGUCACCAAAAAGUCUUGCUGUUAAGUAUUCUUGUAGGAACUAAAACUAGGGUAGUAGAAGUAGCGUACAAGAACUUAUCGAUUCUACUACGUACUAGUCUAUGCAAGAAGAUGCAAUUCUACUACGUACUAGUCUACGCAAGAAGAUGCAAUUUUACUACGUGCUAGUCCUCUAUUUACGCAAGAAGAUGCAAGUAUUGCUUGGGUUUGUGUGGUGCAGAGAUGCAUUAGGGAAAUGAAAUGGGGAACGAUGAAGACUUCUAAUAUUCUAAGACUAUACUACUUCUACAUCAACAUCAAUUUAUAAUCAUGAUCAUAAUGAAUCUAAGACUAAGAGAGCGUUGACAUCGACAUGUUUAUAGCAUAAUGUACAUUUUCUCGUGUAAGUUGUUCUUGCGGGCAUGAUAUUUGUAGUAAUUGUAUAACAGCAGCUGCCAUCAGGAACUACAGGAAGGCGAAGGUCGGAAUGCAUGGGAUUUCUCUUUCUGUAUCAUAUUUGAAGUUUCGGCUGUAAUUAGCUCCUUCAACGUAUUCGUAUUCAUGUAGUAGUUGUAGUUUUCGAUUCCGCAGCUAUCUAAAAAAUGAUAUUCAUCUUAAGUCUGUCAAUGCUUCAUAUCAAUCUUCGAAAAACCUUCAUAAGAUGAAAGGCUAUUUAUGUAUAAUUGUCUUGAUCUCGAUCUAAAUAAACUGCAUAUAACGAACUGAACAGGGAAGAUUGACUGUAAAAACCGAGAAAUCUUGAUC
Molecule: messenger RNA, 7578 nt
Organism: Amoebophrya sp. A25
Lineage: Eukaryota; Dinophyceae; Syndiniales; Amoebophryaceae
Source: the annotation of a GenBank genome assembly